Messenger RNA from Dimorphilus gyrociliatus, 5167 nucleotides. The record is from the annotation of a GenBank genome assembly. Lineage: Eukaryota; Metazoa; Annelida; Polychaeta; Dinophilidae.
AUAGCCGCCUGCAUCUUCACUCUACACACAACAGCUGUAUACAAUAUCCUAAAUUACGCUUUUCUAUAAAGGAUAUGCAGCUCUUGCUCUUCCUUUUUGCUGUUUUUGGAACUGUUCGAGGUAAAAAUUCUUUUAAAGUUGUCAUAUUGAAAAUGAGAACUACGAGAGACUUUAAUACAAAUAAUCAAUUAAUAUAAAAGGACACGGCGUCUUCCUUUCCAUUAAAUCGGAUCACCGCAAACCAAUUUUAAUCAAAUUGGAAGGCAAAUCCAGUAUACAACAAAGUUAUUCAGGAGGUAACGCAUUACAAACUUUUCUUAGAUAAAAUUUAUCAUAAUUAAAAAAUGAAUUAAAACGUAUUAUCAUAAUAAAAUGGAGUGAGAAUAACAUCAAUUUCUAUUUGUUUAUAUCAUCCAAUAUUAGUAUUCUUACACGAACAUGGGAGAAGGGACGUCUACCUAGCUCACAUUCCACUAAGAAACUUCCUUCUACAUUUUCAUCACGCUUAUAGGCCUAAGAAAAUUUGUAUAUUUCGUCUAUUCAAGAAUUGUGUAGUGGUUGAAAAGAAAACAGUACCAGUAAAAUGGUGCGACCGAUUGGAUAUUUCCACCCAUACAGUACGAUUUAUAAGUUAAUUUAAAAGAGAACUCAGCAUAAUCAUCCAAAUAUGAUUUUAAAAUUAUAGUAAUAUUAACAAUUAACUGAAUUUUUCUUACCUUUUUUUUUUAUUAAAAAAAAGUGUUUUUUAUAACUUUAUUAAAAAAAAAACAAAACAAAAAAGCUUUAAAUAACCGAUUAAAAACUUUUUUCUUCUCUUUUUUUUUAUUUCUAACAAGUGAAUGUGCGCUUAAUUAUAUAAAUCUGCUACUAAGUUUUUACCACGUGUUUCAACACUUGGUUAUAUUGAAAGAAAACAUACAACUCAACAGUAGACUUUUUUAAAAAGCUUAUUAAAGAUGUCCUUGACAUUAAAUUAUAAAGAUAUGAUAAAAGAAUUAUGAUAAUGAACACCAGCGAGGGCGUAAAACUCUACAAACGAGUCGACGAAAGGAGGGUAUUGAGACAGUUUGGAUGUAAGCUGACGGAUAUGAUGGUUGAAGAUGAACGUAGACGCUCUUCAGCAGCUCAAGUUAACUCUAACGAUCUUGUAAGAGCGUUGAGAGAUCUUCAAGCAGAUAUGAGGAACCAAGCAGUUGAGACUAGAAAUUUGAGAUUACUGCUAUCCAAAUGCGACUUAUGUAAAGACGCUAGUCCUUGUGCUUCUCAAAGGCCGUGCUUUCCCGGUGUUACAUGCGAGGAUCAUGAUGACGGAUCAUAUACAUGUGGCGAUUGUCCUUCAGGCUUUGUGGGAAAUGGAAAAGAAUGCGAACGUAUUAGACCAUGCUCUAGACGACCUUGCUUUCAUGGGGUAGCUUGCGAAGAUAGAGACGAUGGAGGUUUUGUGUGUGGUAGAUGUCCAGAGGGCUAUCAUGGAGACGGAAGAGAUUGUCGCGAAAUUCGGGGUUGCGAUAGUAAUCCUUGUGAUCGACGGGUUAGGUGUAGGAAUUUAGAUGGUGGCCGCUAUGAAUGUGGUCCAUGCCCUAGAGGUUAUUAUGGCAAUGGUAUAGUUUGUAUAGAAGUUCCUGAAAGAGCAUGCCGCAAACGUCCUUGCUUUGACGGCGUUGUAUGCGAAGAUUUAGAUAAUGGAGAAUAUAGAUGUGGAAGAUGUCCGGAUGGAUAUGAGGGAAAUGGUGUAAACUGUCAACCAAUGUCAGCCUGUGCACGAAAUCCAUGCUUCAAAGGUGUUGAAUGUAGAGAUCUUAGUGAUGGACGAUACGAAUGUGGACCCUGUCCUAGAGGUUAUUCUGGAAAUGGUCGAGAAUGUUACAGGUACCGUCCUUGCGAUGAUCAUCCUUGCUUUGGUAAAUGUUAUAAUAAAGAAGACGGACUCUUUGAAUGUGAGCCAUGUCCUGAUGGUUAUGUUGGUAACGGUCGAGUCUGUCAACGGAACACCGCCUGCGAGAGUAGCCCAUGUUAUAAUAGAGUUCGCUGUUUUGAACUAGUCAGUGGAGGUUUUAUGUGUGGAAGAUGUCCAGAUGGAUAUGUCGGAGACGGUGUUGGUCCAAGAGGAUGUGAAAGAAUGAGGACUUGUCGGGAUAGACCUUGCUAUCCUGACACAACUUGCACUGAUUUAGAUAAAAGACGAGGAUUUUUCAAAUGUGGGCCAUGUCCGAUGGGAUUUACUGGAGAUGCUAUUGGAAGAGGCGGGUGCCGUAAAGUUACUUGUGACGAUGACACAUUCUGUUACCGGGGGGUUGUUUGCUACAAUGAGGCUAGUGGUCCAAGGUGUGGACCCUGUCCUACUGGCUAUACUGGUCAUGGUAUUGGACCCAAUGGUUGUAGGCCAAUAAGUUGUAGAGACAAUCCAUGCUUCUUGGAUGUUCGCUGCGAAGAUCUAUCUUCAGGCUACAGAUGUGGAUCUUGUCCUCCUGGAUUAGUUGGUGAUGGCGAAGUGUGUAGAGCCCGAAGAUGUAACGACUCUCCUUCACCCUGCUUUUCUGGUGUUGAAUGCAGAGAUUCUGAUUUUGGGCCAAAGUGUGGCUCAUGUCCUAGAGGGUACUGGGGAGACGGAAGAGAUUGUCGCAAAAUCAGAUGUAACGACUAUCCUAGUCAAAGACCACCUUGUGACUUACGAGUUGAUUGUCGGGAUACUGAACAUGGGCCAGUUUGUGGAAAGUGUCCGGCCGGAUUAAUUGGAGAUGGUAUAGUUUGUCGAUUAAGAAAAUGUUCUGAUGCUCCUAAACCCUGCUAUCAUAAUGUGGAGUGUGAAGAUACUCUAUAUGGUCCGAGGUGCGGAGAUUGUCCUCGAGGUUAUUGGGGAGAUGGUCGAAACUGUAAACAAAUCACCUGCGAAAACUACCCAAGCAAUAGACCCCCGUGUGACUACCGAGUUACUUGCACUAAUACACCUAAUGGACCAAUAUGUGGAUCCUGUCCAGACAAAUUUACUGGUGAUCCUACUAGGCGUUGUAUACCUAUUAAAUGCGAGACUCAUCGUUGUCCAAAUGGAAUGAAAUGCAUCGACACUCCUAACGGUUAUGAAUGUCAAAAGUGUCCAAAAAGAUUUAGUGGCGAUGGUAAAAUAUGUCGACCUAUCAGAUGUGCUGAGAAUCCUUGUGCCUCUGGGGUUAAAUGCCGGGACACAGCUAAUGGAUAUGUUUGUGACGACUGUCCAUUAGGAACAAAGGGAGACGGCGUUAAUUGUAUUGAUAUUGAUGAGUGCCGAGAGGAACAACCUUGCGACAGGUUAACGACUUGUAUUAAUUUACAGCCUGGUUAUCGAUGCACGGAAUGUCCUAGCGGUUAUACAGGUUCAGCGUUUCAGGGAAUAGGCAUACUUGAUGCAAGAAGAAAAAAACAAAUUUGCACAGAUAUUAAUGAGUGCAUGAUAAACAAUGGUGGUUGUACGGCCAAUUCCGAGUGUAUAAACACACCUGGAUCAUCCAGGUGUGGAGAGUGUAAAUUUGGCUACGAAGGAAAUCAAUUAUACGGUUGUAAAAGGAAAGAGGGACUAUGUCCUGAUGGUAAAGUUAUUUGCGGAAGUAACGCAGAAUGCGUUCUAAUGUACGGACAGAGCGGCUAUAUGUGUCGUUGUAAGCCGGGCUAUGCUGGUAAUGGCAAAAUUUGCGGACUUGAUACUGACGAAGAUGGCUUCCCCGACACUUCCUUACAAUGUCCAGAAGCCAACUGUAGAAGGGACAAUUGCCCCACAGUCCCAAAUAGUGGUCAGGAAGAUGUAAAUAAUAACGGUGUGGGUGACGCAUGUGAAGAUGACUCAGACAAUGAUGGUAUACGUAAUGCGGACGAUAAUUGUCCAUAUAUCCCCAAUAAGGAUCAAAGAGAUCAGGAUAAAGAUGGAAUAGGCGACGUUUGCGACAAUUGUAAAUUCAAAGCAAAUAAAAAUCAAAAUGAUAUGGAUCGUGACGGCGUAGGUGAUGCGUGCGAUAGCGAUAUCGAUAAUGAUGGAAUACUUAAUGAAAAUGAUAACUGUCCUUAUGUGAAAAAUCGGCACCAAUUGGAUAGAGACAAAGACAGCAUCGGUGACGCCUGUGAUAACUGCCCUGAUGAACCUAAUAAAGAUCAAGCAGAUAAUAAUAAAAAUAGGAUUGGAGACGCUUGUGAAGGCUUUUCAGAUAGGGAUAGAGACGGCAUACCAGAUAGAAAUGAUAAUUGUCCAGAUCACAGAAAUCCAGAUCAAUUGGAUACGGAUGGAGACGGAAUGGGCGAUGAGUGUGAUCCUGAUGAUGAUAACGAUAAAAUUCUAGAUGAUAACGACAAUUGCCGUUUAGUAUAUAACCCGGACCAACGCGAUGCCGAUAACGACGGUCAAGGUGAUGCUUGUGACAAGGAUUGUGACGGUGACAAUCAGCCAGACCAUUUGGACGUUUGCUACAGAAAUAAAGAAAUAUUUGAUACUGAUUUUAGAAAUUAUACCCAGAUUAUGCUUGAUCCUAAAGAGGACUCCCAAGAUGAUCCAGAUUGGGAUAUUAGGGAUAACGGAGCCGAAGUUAUACAGCAUAUUAACAGUGACCCUGGUUUGUUUGUCGGAUAUCAUCGUUUUGCUGGCGUUGACUUUGAUGGAACAUUCUACGUUGACUCUAAAGUUGACAAUGAUUAUGCCGGUCUUGUAUUUGGCUAUACAAAUAGCAGUCACUUCUACGCUGUUAUGUGGAAGAGAGGAAAACAGACCUAUUGGGAAAACACUCCUUUUAGAGCAGUUGCUGAACCAGGUGUUCAUAUUAAAGUUGUUCACUCAGGAACUGGACCGGGACCUAUGAUGAGAAAUUCAUUAUGGCAUAGUUUUAGUGUUCCUGGGCAAACAACAACUCUAUGGAAAGAUUCAAAUGGUAUCUCAUGGAAAAUGCGAAGAUCUUAUAAAUGGAAAUUACAGCAUAGACCAGACUUUGGUUAUAUUAGAUUACAAAUUUUCGACGGUAGCGUUAGAAUAAUAGAUUCUGGUCACUUAAAGGAUACAACAUUUAUCGGAGGUAGUCUAGGUCUUCUAGUAUUUUCACAAGAAAAGGUUAUAUUUUCGCAGUUGAGCUACAGGUGUCUAGAUGAUCUACCUGACGGCGUUAAUAAUAACAAGUUUCCUAGACUACAUGCAGCAUCUAAGAGAAGGUGCUAG